AUGUGUCACGGAGGGGCAGGUGGCUUUAGCAGCAAGAGUGUCAACUCCUGUGGACCUUGGCCUGUCUUCAAGAGCAGCUUCUCUGGAAAUGGGCAUCAGGGUAAUGCUGGGGUCACAUAUAACUUUUGUGGCACUGGGUCUAGCCAUGUCAUCAUGAAUACUGGAGGAGGUUCUCCUGGCAAAUCAGGCAUAACUGCCGUCACUUGCAAUGAGUCCCUGCUGCAACCUCUUGACCUGGGAAUAGACACCACAGCCUUAGCACUGAAGUGCCAGCAAAAAAAUGAGCUCCAGAGUCUCAACAGCAAAUUGGCAUCUUUCAUUGACAAGGUCCAAUUGCUGGAGCAGCGUAAUAUGAUGCUGAAGACAAAAUGGGACUUUGUGCAAGAAAAGAAACGUCACAAGAGUGACAUGGGCCCCCUCUUUGAUGAACAUGUCAGCAAACUCAAGAAGGAGCUGGAGUGUGUAGAGCAUGAGAGGGAAGAGCUGAAGACUGAGCAUGACACUUUGGAGCAAACUCUGGAGAACAACAAAAGCAGGUAUGAGGAAGAACUGAACAGACGGGCAACUGCUGAGAAUGAGUUUGUCUUACUUAAAAAGGAUUUGGACUGUGCCUUUGCACACAAGGCAGAACUUGAUGCCAAGAUUGAAAAACUGACCAAACAUAUCAGCUUCUUGAAACAUAUAUAUGACCAGGAAAUCUCUGAGCUGCAGAACUGCAUUUCUGAGACAUGCAUCAUGGUGCAAGUGGACAACAGGAGAGCCUUAGAUAUGAACCGUACCCUUGAGGAGUGCCGGCGUCAGUAUGAACGCAUUGCUUCCCGAAGCCGAGCUGAGGCUGAAGCUUGGUUCCAACAUCAGUAUCAAGAGCUCAGGACUACAGCAGCAAGGAACAAUGAUAGCCUGAACAAUGUCAAGGAAGAAAUCCAGGCUCUGACCCGCACUGCACACCAGUUGGAAUCACAAAUUGCAAAUAUCAAAGCUGAGUGUUGCAAGUUGGAAGAGGAGGUGUCUGGAACUAAAGAACGUGGAGAGAUGGCAGUGAAAGAAGCCAAGUCCAAGCUGAAUGGUCGGGAGGAGGCCUUGAUCAAGGCAAAGCAGGACAUGGCAUGCCAACUACGGGAAUAUCAGGGCCUGAUGAAUGUCAAGAUAGCUCUAAAGAUUGAGAUUGCUGCUUAUAAGAAGCUAAUGGAAGGAGAGGAAUGCUGGCUGAACAAAGGAGAUCGUGCUGUGAACAUACGUGUCCAAAGAAGUGAGGGAGCAGUUGUCCAUAAUGGUAAUCUCCGUCUUGGACCAGGACACAUUUCUCCAUGUGAAACCAACCAGAGUAAUGAAGAUGUUUCUGGCAGUUUUAGUGCCACCCAUGACAGCAGUCCAACCCCAGAAAGUGUCCCUUCAGAUUGUGAAGAUGCCUGA
This is a messenger RNA of Sceloporus undulatus (fence lizard), 1413 nucleotides long. Its product is annotated as keratin, type II cytoskeletal 8-like. Lineage: Eukaryota; Metazoa; Chordata; Lepidosauria; Squamata; Phrynosomatidae. The record is from RefSeq and is a predicted model, not a curated record. Gene Ontology annotation, molecular function: structural constituent of skin epidermis. Gene Ontology annotation, biological process: intermediate filament organization; keratinization. Gene Ontology annotation, cellular component: keratin filament.